AUGUAUCGAAGAAUACAAAUUAAAGUACAAAAGACCUUUUCUUCUAUUAUCCAGGUAACUGUCGAAGUUCGAUUAGUAUUUUUGAAAAUUGGUGAGAUCGAUACAUUAAAAGAACAAUUUCAAGCCGAAGCAUUUAUUCAAGCAAAAUGGCAUGAACCAAGUUUAAAAGGAACGGAUUUGACUAUUACCUUAACAACAACACGGACAGUGAAUGAAGUGCAACUAAUAGACGACAGUGUUCAACUAAGUGCGAUAAAUACACAUGCUUUUAUUGAUCAGCAAGAAUGGAGACUACAUGAACACGUUGAAACAUCCACAAAAUUAUUAACAAGUCCAUUUACACCUUCACAAAAUCAACAUCCAGGAUUUUCCGCUACAUGUCGUGCAGCAAGGAGACCAGGUUACUUUUACUGGAACGUUUACUUUCUUAUUUUUUUUAUAACUGUGAUGGCAUUUGCAACAUUUUCCGUAACCUACAAUUUACCUCAGAAUCGUUUACAAUUGAGCUUUACUCUACUGUUAACAGCAGUCACUUUCAAAUGGGUUGUUUUAUUAUUUGAUGCACAAGAACAUCGCCAUCGGAUGCAACGUGUCUCUUCAUUUGGUCCUCCAACUGCUGAUGGUCAUUAUGUCGGUGCAUCAGCUGCCAACACUGUAUUUCGAAUGAAAGAUGCGCCUGUUACGAGCGGUGGUUCAAUACCUUCAACGUCAUCCGAUUAUCAACAACCAAUAAUACAACAAAAUCAUAAAGUAUUGACUAAUCCAUAUGCUUCGAAUCGUUUAUCAUCGAGAAAAGUUAGUGUAGCCCAUCAUCCUGUUGAGGAUAUGGCACAAAUUACUGUUCCACCACAUCAGCUAUCAUCGUCGUUGAAACAAAAACCGUCCGCUUAUAAUGAAGGAAAACAAUUAUUAACAUCAUCCGAUAUCGAAGCAAUGAAUUUGAGACAAUUUCGAAUGAGUUCAAUUACAUCUUAA
This is a messenger RNA of Didymodactylos carnosus, 975 nucleotides long. The record is from the annotation of a GenBank genome assembly. NCBI's taxonomy places the organism in Eukaryota, Metazoa, Rotifera, Eurotatoria, Philodinida, Philodinidae.